This is a messenger RNA of Podarcis lilfordi (Lilford's wall lizard), 231 nucleotides long. Lineage: Eukaryota; Metazoa; Chordata; Lepidosauria; Squamata; Lacertidae. The record is from the annotation of a GenBank genome assembly.
AUGCCUACCCUAACUGAUGAGGAACAGGAAUUCAUGGACAGCCCUAUCACCCCAGAGGAAAUAGAUGCGGUCCUCAAAAACCUGAAACCACACAAAGCCCCAGGCCCAGACGGCUUCACAGCAGAAUUCUAUAGGAAAUUCAAAGAACCCUUGAUGCCCUACAUGACCCGCCUAUUCAACGACAUCAUAAAAGGGGCCCCAUCCCCAAAACCUGGACCCACUCCAAAAUAG